CAGGCGCGGGAGCCGCUGCUCGCGUCUGACUUUUUCCGCCAGCAGCAGCCAGGCUCGCGGCCCCCGUCCAGGUCGGGGCCGCCCACGCCGCGGCCGUACGGCGAGACGGCCGCGUUUGCGUCCGCCGGCGGCGGCUUCGAGGGCGGCGGCGGCGGCGCCGGCCAUUCUUCGGAGAUUGCGGCGGCCGAUGCGCCCGGGGCGCAGGAAGAGGAAGAGGCGUGGUUUGCCGGCGCCCGCAGCGCGCCUGGCUCCGACGCGGGGGCGUAG
Molecule: messenger RNA, 267 nt
Organism: Monoraphidium neglectum
Lineage: Eukaryota; Viridiplantae; Chlorophyta; Chlorophyceae; Sphaeropleales; Selenastraceae
Exons: 1
Source: RefSeq, a predicted model, not a curated record